GGUGAAAGAAGAGAUCUCGGAUGACAAUGCCAAGCUUCCCUGCUUCAACGGCCGUGUGGUGUCGUGGCUGGUGUCUGCAGAGGGUUCCCAUUCAGAUGCUGGCUCAGUCUGUGCCGAUAACCAAACAGAGCUGCCACCCUCCAUGGAGCGCACAGGAGGAAUUGGAGACUCCAGGCCCCCCUCUUUCCACCCUAACACUGGUGGGAGUCGGGAAAACUUGGACAAUGAGACAGAGACAGACUCAGUGGUGUCAUCGCAAAGGGAAAGACCUCGUCGGAAAGAUGGGCCUGAGCAUGCACCCAGGGUGAAUGGUACAGUGAAGGGAGAGCGACGCCGAGACCUGGGUGGGUACGAGAGCUCCUCGACACUCAUGAGCAGUGAGCUGGAGACCACCAGCUUCUUCGAUUCAGAUGAAGACGACUCCACCAGCAGGUUUAGCAGUUCGACAGAGCAAAGCAGUGCUUCCCGUCUAAUGAGGAGGCACAAGCGACGCCGGCGGAAACAGAAGGCUCCACGCAUUGAGCGGUCAUCGUCCUUCAGCAGCAUCACAGACUCCACCAUGUCCCUGAACAUCAUCACGGUCACGCUGAACAUGGAGAAAUACAACUUCUUAGGCAUUUCUAUUGUGGGACAGAGCAAUGAGCGUGGAGAUGGAGGCAUUUACAUUGGCUCUAUCAUGAAGGGUGGUGCUGUGGCCGCUGAUGGCAGGAUUGAACCAGGAGACAUGCUCUUGCAGGUAAAUGACAUCAACUUUGAGAACAUGAGCAAUGAUGAUGCUGUGCGGGUGCUGAGGGAGAUUGUGCACAAGCCGGGGCCCAUCACCCUGACGGUGGCGAAGUGCUGGGACCCUAGCCCCCGGGGCUGCUUCUCGUUACCCAGGAGUGAGCCCAUCCGGCCCAUUGACCCGGCAGCCUGGGUGUCUCACACGGCAGCGAUGACUGGCACCUACCCAGCGUACGGUAUGAGUCCAUCCAUGAGCACAAUCACUUCCACCAGCUCCUCCAUCACCAGCUCCAUCCCAGAGACUGAACGCCUCGAUGACUUUCACCUGUCCAUCCACAGCGACAUGGCCACCAUUGUCAAAGCCAUGGCCUCACCAGAGUCAGGCCUGGAGGUGCGUGACCGCAUGUGGCUGAAGAUCACCAUCCCCAAUGCCUUCAUAGGUUCGGAUGUAGUGGAUUGGCUCUAUCACCAUGUGGAAGGCUUUACAGACCGUCGUGAAUCCCGCAAAUAUGCCAGCAAUCUGCUGAAGGCCGGCUACAUCCGACAUACCGUGAACAAGAUCACCUUCUCGGAGCAGUGCUAUUACAUCUUCGGGGACCUCUGUGGAAACAUGGCUAAUCUGUCUCUUCACGAUCACGAUGGCUCCAGCGGUGCCUCCGAUCAGGACACUUUGGCUCCGCUCCCCCACCCAGGAGCCGCACCCUGGCCUAUGGCUUUCCCCUAUCAGUAUCCACCGCCUCAUCCAUACAACCCCCACCCCGGCUUCCCUGACCCAAGCUACAGCUACGGAGGGGGCAGUGCAGGCAGCCAGCACAGUGAAGGGAGCCGGAGCAGCGGUUCCAAUCGCAGCGGCAGCGAGAGGAGGAAGGAAAGAGAGAAGACCGGGGAGUCCAAGUCAGGCGGCAGUGGGAGCGAGUCGGACCACACCACGAGGAGCAGCAUGCGGCGUGAGCGCGCGGCCAGCGAGCGCUCGGUGCCGGCCAGCCAGCACAGCCAGCGUAGCCAGCACUCUCUGGCUCACAGCAUCCGCAGCCACCACAGCCAGCAGUCAUAUGGGCCGCCCGGCCUCCCCCCUCUCUUCAGCCCCCCCCUGUUGCUGAUGC
Molecule: messenger RNA, 1826 nt
Organism: Cariama cristata (Red-legged seriema)
Lineage: Eukaryota; Metazoa; Chordata; Aves; Cariamiformes; Cariamidae
Product: segment polarity protein dishevelled homolog DVL-3
Exons: 14
Biological process (GO): canonical Wnt signaling pathway; intracellular signal transduction
Cellular component (GO): cytosol
Molecular function (GO): frizzled binding
Source: RefSeq, a predicted model, not a curated record